AUGAAUAACCAUUCAGUGUAUAAUAAAUUCAAUCCUACCCAUUCAGUGUUCAAUAAUAAUACCAAUUUGAAUAAUAGUAUUUAUGUUUCUGGAGAUAAGAAAUCUAAAUCUCGAACAUCGUUGAACAACUUAUCUUUUUAUAAACCUAAUGCAUCUGUAUAUGUAAAAAAGGUGGAUAAAAGUGAUAAGAAAGAUUAUGUAAAAACAUUAGUUCGCUAUUUAGGAUGGAAAAACUAUGGUGGGGGUAUAAUACCAAAUUUGUAUAAGAAUCCAAGUAUGACAGAAUUAAUAAAUAUAUGGAAUUUUAUAUUUAAACAUGUGGAUCCAUUAAUAGAAGUAAAUAAAGAUAAUUAUGGAGAAGUCGUAUUAAGUUUUUAUAAAGACAUAGGAUAUCCAUACACUAUAUCUAAAUCAACAUUAGUAGCUCCAACAACAGGUUUACAAUAUAAUACUCAUUUAACAGCUCUUGCUUGGUUAUGUCAAUUAUUAAUUUUUGAAGUUGAAUGUAAUAAUGAUAUAAAUGACGAAAAGGAUUUAAGUUUAUCUUAUGAUUUCAAUGAAUUGAAUGAAAUAAAAAUGGAUGAUUUUAUCCAACAUAGUUAUAAAUCUUAUAUUAAUAAAGAAGACAAAAAUUUAAAUGAUAUGUUAAGAACUAAUUUAGAAAAAGAAAUUGAUAGAUUAGAUAAUGAUCUGAAUAAUAAAAUUGAAGAUAUUAAUGAGAAGAAAAAAAAAAUUGAAGAAAUAAAAAACCAUAUGAAAGAAAAUGAAGAAUUAAUAAAAAGAAAUAAAGUUCUUUGUGAAGAAAAUCAAAAAAUUAAACAAUUAUAUACAAACAGUUUAGAUGAAACAACCAAAUUAGAAAGGGAUAUCGAAUUAUGUAAAAUAUCAAACCAAGAUGAAAAAAAUAAAAUGGAAAAAAUAUUAGAAGAAAUUAAAAAAGUAAAAGAUAUUUUACAAAAACAAACAUUAAAUAAAGCUCAAUUCGUACAAAUGAAUGAAAAUAUUGAUAAAAAUAAAGAAAAAAUUGAACAAAUUAAAAAUGAUAUUAAAAGUUUAAAUAAUGAAUAUCCAAAUUUAAGUGAAAAGUUAAAUAAUAGAAAUAAUGAUUUAAAAAAAAUAGCCAAAACUAUAAAUGAUAAAUUUAUAGAAAUUGUUGAAAAUAUUAAUCUAUAUAAAAAUAUUUCAACAUCUGAUUGGAAUGAAAUACAUUCAAUUAAUAUAAAUAUAGAUUCUUUUACUAUCGAUAAUAUGUUAAAUACAAACUGGAAAAAUUAUAAAGGCAAUAUUAAAAACUUUAUUGAUCAAGAUGAACAAGAACUUAAAAACUCAUUAAACCUAAUCGAAGAAAAUGAAAAACAAAUCAAAAUUAUAGAACAAGAUAUUCAAAGUUUAAAAAAAGAAAUCAUGGAAAAGGAAAAUUUCUUCAAAAAGUUGAAUGACGAUACAAAUGAAUUCGUCAACAAGUCUACUCAAACGUUAAAUCAACUGGUAGCAGAAAAUGAGAAAAUGUUGGCAGAGGCUGAAGAGAAAUUGAAUGAGACCAAUGAGAUGUUCAAUAAGGUUAGGGCAUCGAGGGAACAGAAGGAAGAUGAAGUUGAAAAGAUAAAAGAGGAAAAUGAGAAAAAAUUUAAGGAGAAAUUGUCAGUGCUUCAAAAGGCGUGCGCUGUUCUGAUAGAGUUAAAAAAAUACAGCAAGUCUUAUAUAUCCAUUGUGUUGGAAGAAAAGAAAAAGGAUUUGGAUCUAUACAAAGAUCUUCAAAAAAGUCUAGUUGAAUAA
Plasmodium adleri (nom. inval.) is the source of this 1776-nucleotide messenger RNA. Its product is annotated as kinetochore protein NDC80,putative. The record is from RefSeq and is a predicted model, not a curated record. NCBI's taxonomy places the organism in Eukaryota, Apicomplexa, Aconoidasida, Haemosporida, Plasmodiidae. Gene Ontology annotation, cellular component: Ndc80 complex. Gene Ontology annotation, biological process: attachment of mitotic spindle microtubules to kinetochore. The transcript has 5 exons. The coding region runs from base 1 to 1776 and encodes 591 amino acids.